Messenger RNA from Elaeis guineensis (African oil palm), 2244 nucleotides. NCBI's taxonomy places the organism in Eukaryota, Viridiplantae, Streptophyta, Magnoliopsida, Arecales, Arecaceae. The record is from RefSeq and is a predicted model, not a curated record.
AUCCCAUGCAUAUCCCUGAACAAACUGGUCCUAAAGGUUCCGAAUGUACAAACUCCUGUAUGCAUAAUCAGUAACUGAAUGCAUUGACUGGUAGCAUAUUUAUCCUACGUACGCAUUAAUGCAUAUUUAUUUUAAUAGUCUACUGUACAAUAUUUAUCACUUGCUUUACCAUGAAUGUGGCUACUCUCUGAUACUUGGACUGUAGUAGAUAUAUAUUUAUUUCAGACUGGAGUGGAUCAGGCGAUAUGUAUGUUUAUUUUGAUGCCAACUAAAGUUUCUCUAGUGGUUGAACAAACCCAUCUCAAGUUUGAAUAAAAUACUAUAUUUGAUAUUCAGGAGGGACAUAAUCUGCAUGGUGUCAUAUCUUUGCUUUUGUUCAAAAUUUUCAUAUCUUUAGAUAACAUAGUGUUGGUCAAUCAAUUUGUAAACAGGUGGAGUCUGAAAGCCAGUGCACAAGUCAGAUGAGAUUGUUGAUUGAUCAGAUUAGCAUACAACAAGGAAAAAUUGUUGCCUUAGAAGAGGCGAAGAAGCUUCAAGAUGAAGAGUAUGUUCACUUGAAGGCCCUAGUUCAAGAUCUUGAAAAAAAAGGUCUUCAGAGCUUGUUGAACCACUUAGAGGUACCUGUAGCAGCAGUUGUUAUAAUGGCUUGUAAUCGCCCAGACUAUUUACAAAGGACGGUUCAAUCUGUUUUAAAAUAUCAGACUUCAGUUGCAUCCAAAUUUCCACUAUUUGUAUCCCAGGAUGGGACAAAUCCAGAUGUUAAAAACGUGGCUUUGAGCUUUAAACAGAUCACAUAUUUGCAGCACUUGGAUUUUACACCUGUGCAUACGGAAAGGCCUGGAGAAUUAAUUGCAUACUACAAGAUCGCAAGACACUACAAGUGGGCCUUGGAUGAAUUAUUUAUCAAGCAUAAUUUCAAUCGAGUAAUCAUAUUAGAAGAUGACAUGGAGAUUGCCCCGGAUUUUUUUAAUUAUUUUGAGGCCACAGCUUCUAUACUCGACAGUGACAAGACAAUCAUGGCUGUUUCUUCUUGGAAUGACAAUGGACAAGUGCAAUUUGUGCAUGAUCCUAAAACUCUUUAUCGCUCUGAUUUCUUUCCUGGGCUUGGGUGGAUGCUAUCAAAGUCUAUAUGGGAUGAGUUAUCACCGAAGUGGCCUAAAGCUUAUUGGGAUGACUGGAUUAGGCUUAAGGAGAUACACGGAGAGCGUCAAUUUAUUCGUCCAGAAGUUUGUAGAACUUACAAUUUCGGUGAGCAUGGCUCUAGUAUGGGGCAGUUCUUUAAACAAUAUUUGGAGCCAAUCAAAUUGAAUGAUGUUCAUGUUGAUUGGAGGACAAUGGAUCUAAGCUACCUGACAGAGGACAAAUUUGUGAGACACUUUGCUAAACUAGUCGCAGAUGCCAAACCUGUUCAUGGUGGACCUGAUGCAGUUUUAAAAGCACAUAACAUAGAUGGUGAUGUACGGAUCCAAUAUAGAGAUCAAGCUGACUUUGAACAAAUUGCACGAGGAUUUGGGAUAUUUGAAGAAUGGAAGGAUGGCAUUCCCAGGACAGCAUAUAAAGGAGUUGUAGUGUUCCGGCAUCAAACUUCAAGGCGUAUAUAUCUUGUGGGCCCAGAUUCUCUUAAGCUACUUGGGCUUGAGGAUGCUUGAAAAUAAUGACACGUCAUUGGUUUGUUUGAGCUGUUCCUGAUAGUUUUUUCUUACAUCAAAAAAUUCUGAUUAAGUGUUCUCUUUGUAGAACUCAAGAUCUUAAGAUAUUGACCAUAGCAAAUAUCAACCGGGUCCAUUUUCAUAAUUGAGUACAAGGUGGAAGCAUGUCAAAAGAAGCUCAAGUUCAUUUAGAGGAACAAAAUACCAAGAAAGAAAGAUAGUUGGUAUAAUCGAAGGACUGAUAUAGAGAUGCUCAGACAACACAAAUGUAAUUGAAUGGCCAGCCAGACCAACGAGAUUCUUAUCAAACAUGUACAUUUUCUUUGUUUGUAUCUGUCAAUCUCUUUGCCAUGUAAUCUUAACAUUUCCAUGUCACAGCAUGACCCACAACUAGGUAAUCUUGCUGGGUGUAGGCUUACUGAUGAAUGUUGGAAGAAAAUGUAACAGUGGCAUGUGGGAAGCAAAUUUAUAUGCAUGGCAUCAAUUUCAUGAUCAGGGUAAAACUCUAAAUGAAGGUGCUGUAAUUUCUCUAUUGCUUGGUAUUAUGCAUGACUUUUUUCUUUAUGACAAAAAUAAACUUGGUCAUCUUGGAAAA